ACGUCAUCACAGUGCGCCGAAAAGUAACCCAGGCCGGUGUCGCUCUGACGCCAAUGUCCUAGUGACCGCGGCCUGGUUACUGCCGUGUGCCGUCGCUGUCGACAUGCCGCUGGGUUACACGCCCGAUGAGAAGGCCCGGUUCCAGCAGUUGGUGAAGUUGCGUCGCCAGUGGUUGAAGGACCAGGAGCUGAGCCCACGUGAACCCGUCCUCCCGCCCGAAAGCAAAGGGCCCGUGGCCCGGUUCUGGGAUGGAUUUCUGCAGCCGCGGAGUCUCUGGCGAGUUUAUACCUACAAGACAUGCUUUGCUGGCUGGUGGACGUUGACUCGGUUGUUGAUUCCUGCCUGGAUUAUUCACUACUAUGUGAAGUACCAUGUUGCAACAAAACCAUAUGGCAUUGUGAGUGUGAAACCGAGAAUUUUCCCGGGUGACAGAAUUUUGGAAACAGGAGAAGUUAUUCCACCAAUGCAAGAGGAUGAGUACAAUGGACACCAUUAAUUACAGGAUGAAAGCACAAUGUAAAUGUAUAGCAUCAAUGGCUGUACAAAUUGAAUUCAAUGGAAUAGAACAGAUUUUCUUCUCAUUUUGAAAGAGUUAUUUAUCAUUAAACACUGACUUACCAAGA
Messenger RNA from Hemiscyllium ocellatum (epaulette shark), 623 nucleotides. It is a transcript of the gene ndufb6, whose product is annotated as NADH:ubiquinone oxidoreductase subunit B. The record is from RefSeq and is a predicted model, not a curated record. Bases 104 to 496 code for a protein of 130 amino acids. NCBI's taxonomy places the organism in Eukaryota, Metazoa, Chordata, Chondrichthyes, Orectolobiformes, Hemiscylliidae. The transcript has 4 exons. Gene Ontology annotation, biological process: mitochondrial ATP synthesis coupled electron transport; mitochondrial electron transport, NADH to ubiquinone.